GUUAUCUACUUGCACUCCUUUAUGCUAACAUUUGCAUUGCUAACGUUGCUUUCUUUGCUGUUUUACGACUAAGCAAACAACACCUGAUGACUGCUCAUUUUAUCUGUAUUUUUCUAUAGAUAGUUUCAGACUUUGGCAUGACAUGGAUGUAUAGAACACACGCACACCACCCACCUCUCGGACGUUCGGGCGCACAACCAACGGAAGUGAGCGGGUUGUCUCAAACAGAUCAGACACGACAUGGCGUGUUUGCUAGCCAGCAGUAGUAACAUAGGCUCAACAAUGUUUUCUUUAACACGACAAACAAAUCAACGCUCAUGGAUAUGCUGCUUGUUUCUGGUGAUUUAUUUAACGUCGCUACCAGUUUCGGCAAAGCGGGAUGGCCUCAGAGAAGUGACCGACGGGACCUGGGAGGAAAUCCUGACAGGAGAAUGGAUGAUUGAAUUCUACGCACCCUGGUGUCCAGCAUGCCAGCAGCUCCAGCCGGCGUGGAAGGAGUUUGCGGACUGGGGAGAGGACAUGGGGGUCAACAUAGCCAAGGUGGACGUCACAGAACAACCCGGUCUGAGUGGGCGAUUCAUCAUUACUUCACUUCCUACUAUUUACCACUGUAAGGACGGCGUCUUCAGGAAGUACCAGGGAGCUCGCACUAAAGACGACUUCCUCAGCUUUGUCGAUGAGCAGAAAUGGAGAGCAGUCGAGCCAAUUUCCUCUUGGUUCGGGCCAUCUUCAUUUCUAAUGAAUUCAAUGUCUGCUUUGUUCAAGCUCUCCAUGUUUAUCCGGCGUUGUCAUAACUACAUGACAGAGCAGCUGGGGAUUCCUGUUUGGGGGUCUUAUGUUAUCUUUGGCUUGGCCACCCUGUUCUCUGGCCUUGCAUUGGGACUGUUACUGGUGUUCAUCGCAGAUUUUGCCUUCCCCUCACGACGCUUCUCUUCUUCAGAUUACUACCAGAGUGAAAAAACAGACCAUGGAGCAGGCGAGGUUAAUCCAACGGCAAGAGGACGAACAUGAGGCUGACGGCGAGGAAGACGACGACGAAGAGGAAGAAGACGACGAUCAGGAUGACGUCUGGAGGAGAAGGAGGAGAGGGUCCCCAGAGGGCCGCCCAGAACCUAGGGGACAGGGUUUCUCUGAUGAAGCUCUGAGGAAGAGGGUGGUGGCCAACCGCGAGGAGGAGGACGACGAUGAGGAGGACACCUAGAGAGUCCCACGGUUCCUACUCCUUUUUAGAGAAGAGCGUCAUGGCGUCGGCAGAGUCGGAGGAGCUUUGGUCCCGAGCUGCAGUGUUUACAGCUAACCUCCCCUUCUCCUCCUCCUCCUCCUCCUCCUCCUCCUCCGGGCCCCCAGAAACACCUCGCUUCUAUUCUUCUCCCUCCCUUGUUUUUUAACGGGAGCGCUUGAGACUCUCUCCGUCUGAGCAGCAGGCUCCACCUGGAAAAAAAAAAGCUAAAACACUGCUGACACCUGUUUCCACUUGUGGAGACAAAUGGCCUGGCUGAGGUUUAGGUAUGAAGUGCAGUAGAGCUGGAUUUUGCAACAUUGUUUAUGCUAUGCAUCGUUUUUUUUAAAGUGUGUUUAUUUGAGAAUCAUUAUACCAAGCUUACGUUUGAAGUUUCUUUAGCUAAAUUUUAUUACUACUCAGCUUAUGUACAUACCGUAUGUAUUUUACAAACCCUGAUGGUUUGACCCAAUCAAAUCUCAUUCCUCAUUUUAGUGUACUAUGGAGGAAAGGUGGGGAAAAAGAAAUGGCUCCAAAGUGUUAAAAUCCUGAAGAUUUCACGCCUAGUUGAUUUGGCGUCAACCGUGGUUAUCGUGGCAACAACAAGCUCACUUCUUGUUCCAUCACUUCCUGUAAUAUUUAAAACCAGUCUCCUGAUAAAAAAAAAAUGAGGGUUGUCUUGUUUUGUAGACAUAUUUUCCCUGAAAUAGCUGUCAGUGCUAACCUCGACAAAUACAUCCCGUUUCCUGUAACGCCUUCACAAUAAAGCCACCCCUUGUUUCACCA
Messenger RNA from Sander lucioperca (pikeperch), 2005 nucleotides. RefSeq names its product thioredoxin-related transmembrane protein 1 (gene tmx1). Bases 241 to 1011 code for a protein of 256 amino acids. Lineage: Eukaryota; Metazoa; Chordata; Actinopteri; Perciformes; Percidae. The record is from RefSeq and is a predicted model, not a curated record. The transcript has 8 exons.